This is a messenger RNA of Trypanosoma brucei brucei TREU927, 1539 nucleotides long. RefSeq lists its product as hypothetical. Gene Ontology annotation, biological process: tRNA splicing, via endonucleolytic cleavage and ligation. The record is from RefSeq and is a predicted model, not a curated record. Lineage: Eukaryota; Euglenozoa; Kinetoplastea; Trypanosomatida; Trypanosomatidae. Gene Ontology annotation, cellular component: nucleus. Gene Ontology annotation, molecular function: polynucleotide 5'-hydroxyl-kinase activity. The transcript has a single exon. The coding region runs from base 1 to 1539 and encodes 512 amino acids.
AUGGCAAACACGGCUCUGCUGGAGCGAGAAUAUGCGCUACCACCGAUGGGCGAGCUGUGCUUAGCGACCGCAAGCAGCGGCGGCGCUGCAACCGUUACGCUUCUUGCUCAAGUGGAAGAUGGCGGCGAGGAACCGCGUGCCGAGAUAUUCGGGACGGAGUUAUCGACAGGCGUAGUUGUCCAUCUCCCGGUGGCUCGUUCUCUCGCUGUCUUCUCCCCUACAGGCUGCCGAUUGGUGCUUACAGCAUCCUCCGCUGUUCACCAGAUAUGUUACGGAACGACAUGCAAUGCUACACGGGCACGCUCAGUUGCAGACAUUCAUACUCACUUGGAGGUGCAGCGUGUGAAGGCGCGACGAACCGGCGCAGACGGGAUAGGGCCACAUGUACUCUUCGUGGCUGAGCGCCGCGCUGUUGGCACAAGCACGUACGUCCGUACUUUGAUCAACUACGCUGUCCGUUUGGGCUACCACCCUCUGCUUCUAGAUGCCUCGGUGGAGGCCCCACGGUUUGGUUACCCUGGAGUAGUCUCUCUGUACGCGAUGCAGUAUACUAUAGACAUCGAAAACGAGAUGGCAUUUGUCCCUGGCUUACACUCCCAUCAAGGGACAAAAAAACAUGAGGACCCGGCCCUCUUUUUGCACAUCUUACGUCAAAUGAUGCGCUUGAGUACAGAGCGUAUGGCACGAAGUGACCGGUGCCGUGUGGGCGGGAUUUUCGUCGACUAUGGAACUAUCAGUCGCGCAGUGGUGGAGGAUGCGGAGGCUUGGGAAUGCGCCGAGGAGAAACCGGAAGGACGUCCCAAAGUAAACCCACUAGAUGUGCUUGUGAGUACAAUACUUGCCGCAGGUAUCGAUCACGUUUUUGUUGUUGGCAGCUCCUGGUUACGGUUUAAGAUAGCACAGCGGCUGCAUCAAGAGAGCGGUGCACAAUCGGAAAUCCCCCAAAUAACUCCAUCUACCAUAACGUGCAGUAACGGGCUGAAGGUACAGCUUUUUCUAUUGGAUUCCACUGAAUGCGGGGCGGUGCCGGACGAUGCAUUUUUUAACCGCCAGUGCUGGUUACAAUAUUUCUUCGGCAGCCGCACAAUGGCAGUGAAGCCCACACUCUUUACAGUGGAUGCUUCUCUCAUUCGUCUUGUGACAAUUGGAAGAGGUGACACAAGUGGAACUUCCACUUUCAUGCCCAUGAUAGACGAUGAUUCAGACCAUCAAGAUCCCACAGUUUCCGGACAAGCGGACGUAGCGCUAACGUACGUGCACCCACAAGAUGUUGACAUCAAAAAUCGUGUGCUGGCGUUGAGCACAGCGACUGAGCAAGAGGAGCUACCGGAUGGCACACUGCAGCGCAUUCCAUUCGCCGUAUUUGAGUCCCGACUGAAGCGUGGGUUGUUGAUGGGCUUCGCGUUAGUUGAGUCAGUGACAGCAGGAAGUGUUACCUUACUGACAAAUGCUGCUGGCAUUCGAAAAGACAUCGGUUUGUGUUUUAUUGUCACUGAUCAACAACUCAUGGCACAGGCAGAUGUGGAACCCCCUACGUGA